AGAGAUACAGAAGGGGAGGGAGAGCAAGUGAGGGAAAGGGAAGGAGAGGGGGAAAUGGAGUGAGAAAUAGAGAGAGUGUAAGAGAGGGAGAGAUUGAUAGCUUGUCAGGACUCAGUAGCUUCCUGUUUCUACACUCUACAUUAUACCUUUCAUUUGGACCCUGUCCAACCAACAGGAAUAGCAGCGUGUGAGGGGAGAGCUUCCCCUGCCCUGUCGGAAACAGGCUCCUGCCCAGAAAACAAACACACACAAUUACACACACACACACACACACACACACACACACACACACACACGUGUGCUGCGGAGAGGACUGUCGACGCAGGGGUGCAUCAUGAAGUCUCAGCAGAAAUGCAUCGUAAUCUUUGCGUUGGUGUGCUGUUUCGCCGUGCUGGUGGCCUUGAUCUUCUCAGCGGUGGAUGUCUGGGGAGAGGAUGAAGACGGUAUAACAGAGGAGAACUGUAACAAGAACUGCAGGGUAGUGCUUGUGGAGAAUAUUCCAGAAGAUGUCACCUUCUCUGAGAAUGGUACGUCCCACCUCCCGCUCUCUGCUGGGCUGCACAGCCUGUUGGACCUGGCAGUGGCUGGUCACUCUGUGGAGAUUGUGUCACCUCAAUGGAACCUGAACUCCUCCGACUAUGAAUCCAGAUUCCUACAAUCUUCUAGGCAGGGUCAGGCUUUGCUGCAAAGACUGCAGGGGCUGAAGAAGAAGGGAAUCAAUUUGAAGAUAGCCAGUGGAAGGAUCAACUCUUCAGAGCUGAAGAGCCUGUCUCGUCACAGUGAGGUACACUACAUUAACAUGACAGCCCUGACCAAAGGCUUUCUGCACUCUUCUUUCUGGGUGGUGGACAGGCAGCACAUCUACAUCGGCAGCGCCACCAUGGACUGGCGAUCACUGUCCACGAUGAAAGAACUGGGCAUCAUCGUCUACAACUGUAGUUGCCUGGCAUUGGACCUGCACAGGGUAUUCAACCUCUACUGGCAGCUGCAGUAUAAGGACUUUAUACCGUCCAUGUGGUCCAAGAGGCUGAGCGCCCUGUGGAACAAAGAUGAGAACCUACCGCUUCUCUUCAACAACACCAAGGCUGAAGUCUUUGUCUCUAGCUCUCCAGAUGUCUUCUGCCCUAAAGACAGGACCAGAGACCUUGAUGCCAUAGCCUACGUGAUCCAAAAGGCCAAGAGGUUCAUCUACAUAUCCAUUACAGACUACCUGCCUCUCACUAACAGGAAUGCUCACAGAUACUGGUCACGUAUAGACGGGAUGCUUCGGGAGGCCUUGAUCCUGAGGAACAUCGAAGUGCGUAUGUUAGUAAGCUGCUGGGAGCAGACGCAUCCCCUGACCUUUAACUUUGUGUGGUCCCUGAAGACCCUGUGCAUGGAGCUGGCCAACUGUUCAAUGGAGGCUAAGUUCUUCAGCCCCAGGAAGCAGAGAGAUGGCACGCUACAGGGAAUCAACCAUAACAGAUUCAUGGUGACAGACAGUGCUGUGUACAUAGGGAACUUUGACUGGGUGGGGAAUGAGUUUAUGUUCAACGCUGGAGCAGGCAUGGUGAUCAGUCAGGCGGAGGGGGUGAAGGAGAAGAACUCAACGUUGGUGGAACAGGUGAGGGCUACGUUCGAGCGGGACUGGUAUUCACGCCACACCAAGAGCCUGCAGGCUAACAAGAUCCCAGUCUGCAACAAGCACCAGCUCAACCAACUGGCACAUCUCAAAAUCACUCAACCAACAGAGAGCAAUGGGAGUAAGGAGGGUCCCAAUGGCUCCCUGUGAAUCCGAAGAUGUGGUGCGUUACAAGACUGAUUUAUGCAGGCUUUAAGAGAAAAAUAACAGUUUAAUGCUGAAAUCGGACACUGUAGACGUAAUAUAGGAAUUGGAGGGCAUUUGUUCAUCUAUUGAACCUUCUGCUUAUUUCAUCCUGACUGUUUCUUACAGAAGACAUUCGUGGGAGGGGAAAUGAUCAAAUAAAUUGAUUUUCUAAUGAAUGCUGAACCUCAGUAAAUAUAGCUCAUCGUUAAAUCCAUUUUGCCAAUAAUGACAUCAUUCAUCACAACCCUUUUAAAACCCUCGGCCAAAGCAGGUUGGAGCUGCAUGGACAGUAGUGUGGAGAUUUCCUAUACAAAUCUAUACUCCAAAAGGUGUUUACCUGGUGUGUCUUCAAUAUUAAUUUACAAAGUGCAUGACAAUGAUUUUACCUGAUGGAAUAUUGGUCAUAGAUUCCCAAGGUCAUCGUGAAUAAUUAGGUUUAUUAGGUAUAACUGGAAAAGGGUGUUUAACCAGUGGGACAACUGUAGCUCUCUUUAAAAACAGAUGUUGACUUAUUGAACAGAUAUUGUAAAAAACAAUUGGAAGCGAUUUCAGUCAGUAAGAUCAAUAGCAUGACUUUUUAAAGACUGCUAAACACCUUUCCAGUUCCCCCAAGGACGUUUUGAAAUAAGACCUUAUGCAUUGGACCGGCAGAGAAAGUAACCACAGCAACUCUUUACACCACCCGCAUGAUAAACUUUGCACCUGAACAUCAAAGAUGAUCAACUACAGGAGUUGUCAACACCUUUUUAUGAACAUGUCACUCCAAUGUCUAAAUACUGUAUGUAAUAGGCCUAUCUGUGGUGUUUGAUUGGCAUAACACUUGUAUUUAUUCUGUUUCAUCUGUCUUUUCAUCGUCUUUUUACAGUAAUAUAAUGGGAGAAUACUUUCUCCAUGUUUACAGGUGGUUCUCUUCACACAUUAUUUUGUAACUGGGGUUCUGUUAUCGUAUUUUGAUACAAGAAAAAUAUUAAUAGUAAAUUGAAAUAACAACAAUGCACGUACUUCCUGAAAAUAUUAAUAAGUUUGUCAGCGUUAACCAGUACAUAAAUGUAGCAUUAACACAUCUAUGAUGUACACUGCUCUUAUGGCAGACAAUGUUCUUAAUGUGACAGUAAAUAUCUGUACAACAACUUACCAUUUAACUACAGGUAACUGCCAAAAUAAAGGAAACAUCAUCAGUGUGUCUUAAUAGGGUGUUGGGCCACCACGAGCCGCCAGAACAGCGUCAAUGAGCCUUGGCAUCGAUUCGACACGUGUCUGCAACUAUUGGACGGAUGCAACACCAUUCUUCCACGAGAAAUUCCAUAAUUUUUUUUUUUUGUUGAUGGUGGUGGAAAACGCCGUCUCAGGCACCGCUUCAGAAU
Molecule: messenger RNA, 3171 nt
Organism: Salmo salar (Atlantic salmon)
Lineage: Eukaryota; Metazoa; Chordata; Actinopteri; Salmoniformes; Salmonidae
Product: inactive phospholipase D5
Molecular function (GO): catalytic activity
Source: RefSeq, a predicted model, not a curated record